UUUCUAUGUAACAGUACUUUGUUUAUGUCAAUUUGGUUAUUGUCCAUUCUUAUCUUUAAUUCAAGAAUAAUUUGCUGUUGACCCUGCAUUACCUCAUUUAGAAAUAUUGAUUCAUAUCUUAUUCUUGAAGCCUUUAUAUGGGAAUAUAUGAGACAAAUCUAUACUAAAUAUAGUCUCAAAUUAGCAUUAUUAGUAUCACCCUUUCAAUCUUCUUCUUACCUCCCUCUUCCAUUUUGUUCUCAGUUUUCAAUGAACUAUUUUCCAUAUAUCUAUUAGUACAACUCAAAAUCUUUGUCCAAAUUUUGGUGAAUUUUGAGUUUUGCAAUAGUUCAUGUCAAUUUUUUGAUAUGAGUCAAAUUUGGAAUAUAGGAGCAUGCAAUCAACAACAAUUAUCCAUAGUUGAAGAAGGAGAAUCAACAAAAUCAUGUAAUACAAACACUAUUAUGAGCCGUUUCGAGUCACCAGCUUCUGCUUUUUAUGCAACAGAAAACUGCAUGGGAUUUGCAGAAUUUGAUCACCAAGUUGAUAAUAAUCAAUCUUUGAGUUCUCAAUCAUAUAAGGUUAAUGAUUUGGAAUUCCCUUUGUGUCAAUCUCUUAGGGAAAACAAUCAUUUAUUGGAUGCAUCAAACCAACAUGACCCCAACUUUGAACUGUCUAACACUUUGCAAGCAUUGGUGAAAUCUCAAUUGAAUGGUAAUCAACACCUUAGAUUCCCAGAAAACUUGAAUAAAUUUUCAUGUGGGAAUUUUCCAUUUGAACAGCAAAAGUUGUUCUUUGAUGGUCUUGCCUCAGUUAGCAACAGCUCAUCAUUUUGUAAUAAAGGAAAUCAUGACUAUAUGGUUGCUCGUGGAUCUUAUCAUUUAUCAGUCGAGCAACUGAAUUUCUCUUCUCAGCAUGAGAAGUUGUCUCCAACAAUUUCAGCAGGAAGUUUAUCAACUUCUCUUGGAAGCACUUCUUCUAGUGGGAAUGUAGUUUCAAGUAAAACAAGAAUUAGAUGGACUAAGGAUCUUCAUGAGAAGUUUGUUGAGUGUGUAAAUCGACUUGGGGGUGCUGAGAAGGCAACACCAAAAGCUAUAUUGAAGAUGAUGGACUCUGAAGGCUUAACUAUAUUUCAUGUGAAAAGUCAUUUGCAGAAAUAUAGAACUGCAAAAUUCAUGCCAGAGUCAGCUCAAGGGAAAUCUGACAAAAGAAUCCAUAUCGAUGAUGUGCAGCAUGUUGGUGUUAAAACUGGCUUUCAAAUCAAGGAGGCACUUCAACUUCAAUUAGAUGCACAAAGGCGUCUUCAUGAACAACUAGAGAUUCAAAGAACAUUACAAUUACGACUUGAGGAACAAGGCAGACAGCUGAAAAAAAUGUUUGAUCAGCAGCAGAAGACAUGUAGUAACCUCUUCAAUACUCCAAAUACAAUCAAUGAUGAUACAAAAAAUAUUGGCAAAGAUGUUGAGGUUUCUAUUUCUGAAAGGGCUGAAAACUCUUUAUUACAAUCCAAAUCCUCCGAACGCAUAAUUUGAUAGUUUAUGUAUAAAACUAUUGUUUCUCUGAAGCUUACUCCUUGUAAGCAACAGCUAAAUCACACUAUGCAAUUUUGUUAUGGGAAUAAAAGUACUAUUGAUCCUACAAAUAUAAACCCAGUAAAUUAGUACAUAUUCUAGUGAUGUUGCUUGUGUAAUAUUCUAUAGAAACCAGAAGCAGUGUACAGUUAUACUACAGUAAACUACACUAGCAUUAUUGAGAGAAAAUAUAUAUUAUAUCUGCA
Molecule: messenger RNA, 1756 nt
Organism: Medicago truncatula (barrel medic)
Lineage: Eukaryota; Viridiplantae; Streptophyta; Magnoliopsida; Fabales; Fabaceae
Product: myb family transcription factor PHL5
Exons: 6
Coding region: 348-1511 (387 amino acids)
Molecular function (GO): DNA binding; DNA-binding transcription factor activity
Source: RefSeq, a predicted model, not a curated record